AUGAUGAUAGAUAUUCAUUCUAAACAUGAAGAUUUUCGUGAACAAUUACAAAUUGAAACAGAACAAAUGAAUCGAUUAAAAAAUGAUUUAUUACACCUAAAACAUUAUUAUAGAGAUGAUGUUAACAAUGAUGAUAUAAUUUGUCAAAAAUGUAUGUUACCUGUCUUUGAUAUAGAUUCUCAUUAUAUUAUAAAUCAUCUUUUGAAAAAUAAUCUACCCAUUAAAAAAUUGUACAAUGAUACUUUAUUACCAUUACAACAUGUGUUAAUUCUUAUGUGUUUGUUGAAUACAAUAUGUAUGACGAUGAUUUUCGAAAAACCAAUUAAACUUUUUCUUAUAUCAAGUUUAUUUGGAAUAAUAUGUUUAUUUAUUCAUGGAGAAUUUUUUAUUGAAGAUAAACCAAACGUUUAUUAUACAUUAAUCGCUGCUAUUGGCGUAUUUUUAUUUUCUGUUUUUUUGUUAAUCAAAAUACUUCUAACAUUAUUAAAUAUCAUCUAUUAUCAUACAAUGAAAAACAUUUUAAGAAGUGAAUAA
Messenger RNA from Rotaria sordida, 534 nucleotides. The record is from the annotation of a GenBank genome assembly. NCBI's taxonomy places the organism in Eukaryota, Metazoa, Rotifera, Eurotatoria, Philodinida, Philodinidae.